Molecule: messenger RNA, 3729 nt
Organism: Scophthalmus maximus (turbot)
Lineage: Eukaryota; Metazoa; Chordata; Actinopteri; Pleuronectiformes; Scophthalmidae
Gene: slc7a5
Product: solute carrier family 7 member 5
Exons: 10
Coding region: 255-1829 (524 amino acids)
Biological process (GO): amino acid transmembrane transport; neutral amino acid transport
Cellular component (GO): membrane
Molecular function (GO): L-amino acid transmembrane transporter activity; neutral L-amino acid transmembrane transporter activity
Source: RefSeq, a predicted model, not a curated record
CUCUGAACACUGACGGAGCCGAGACGAGAGGAGGCAACACGCUGCUGCUCCGACUCUCUCUCUCUCACACACACACACACACACACACACGUACACGGACCUCGUGGCCGAGCCCGGUCCGCAUCAGACGAGGAGAGCAGGCCGGCGACAGAGGGAGGAACCCGGCUACGAGCACUAGCGCGUGUGUGUGUGUGUCUCCCUCCUUUACGCACCAGCGGCACCCCGAGCGAGGGAGAGGAAACUCUUGCCCAACGAUGUCCGGGCUGAAGAAGCGGAACUCGAACCCGCUGGCCGACGCGGAGGAGGACAGGCACGUCACCCAGAGGAUGCUGUCCCCGGGCGGGGAGAAGGGGGACCCCGGCCCGGGCGGAGCGGCGGGGAGCGACGGCGAGGAGGGAGGAGGAGGAGGAGGAGGAGGAGGCGGCGGGCAGGACGGGGUCGUGCUGAAGAGGACCAUCACCCUGGUGAACGGCGUGGCCAUCAUCGUGGGCACCAUCAUCGGCUCGGGCAUCUUCGUGACGCCGACCGGCGUGGUGCGCGAGGUGGGCUCGGUGGGCCUGGCGCUGAUCGUGUGGUCCGUGUGCGGGGUCUUCUCCACGGUGGGCGCGCUGUGCUACGCGGAGCUGGGCACCACCAUCAGCAAGUCCGGCGGCGACUACGCCUACAUCCUGGAGGUGUACGGCUCGCUGCCCGCCUUCCUCAAGCUGUGGAUCGAGCUGCUCAUCAUCCGCCCGUCGUCGCAGUACAUCGUCGCCUACGUGUUCGCCACGUACCUCAUCAAGCCGCUGUUCCCCGACUGCCCGGUGCCGGAGAACGGGGCCAAGGUGGUGGCGUGCCUCUGCAUCCUCCUGUUGACCUUUGUGAACUGCUACAGCGUGAAGGCGGCCACCAGGGUCCAGGACUUCUUCGCCGCCGCCAAACUCCUGGCCCUCGGACUCAUCAUCAUCAUCGGCUUCGUCAAGAUCGGCCAAGGCGAAACCGACGGACUUCUUCCGGAGAAUUCCUUCAAGGGCUCCAAAUAUGAGUUCGGGAGCAUCGGCCUGGCGCUGUACAGCGGCCUGUUCGCCUACGGUGGCUGGAACUACUUGAAUUUCGUCACGGAGGAGAUGAUUGACCCGUACAAGAACCUUCCGCGGGCCAUCAUCAUCUCUCUGCCCAUAGUGACGGCCGUGUACGUCCUGACCAACCUGGCCUACUUCACCACGCUGUCCCCGGAUCAGAUGCUCAACUCGGAGGCCGUCGCCGUGGAUUUUGGUAACGCCCACUUGGGUCCGAUGGCCUGGAUCAUCCCGGUGUUCGUAGGUCUCUCGUGCUUCGGAUCGGUCAACGGUUCUCUGUUCACAUCGUCCAGGUUAUUCUUUGUGGGGUCCCGGGAGGGUCACCUGCCCAGUCUGCUGUCGAUGAUCCACCCGACCCUGCUGACGCCACUGCCCUCACUUUUAUUCACUUGUGCGAUGACGCUGCUCUACGCGCUCUCCAACGACAUCUUCUCCGUCAUCAACUUCUUCAGCUUCUUCAACUGGCUCUGCAUCGCCAUGGCGAUCGUCGGGAUGAUGUGGCUCCGCUACAAGAAGCCCGAGUUGGAGCGACCCAUCAAGGUGAACAUCCUGCUGCCGGUGAGCUUCGUGCUGGCCUGCCUCUUCCUCAUCAUCGUCUCCUUCUGGAAAACGCCGGUGGAGUGCGCCAUCGGCUUCGGCAUCAUCGGCACCGGCGUGCCCGUCUACCUGCUGGGCGUGUGGUGGAAGACCAAACCCAAGUGGCUGCUGCACGGAAUCUUCACGACGACGGCCUUCUGUCAGAAGGUGAUGGAGGUGGUGCCUCAGUCCUAAAAGGGCCACGCCCCCCGACUUCAGCCCCCGCGGCCAAUGGGAUUCAACGAACACUGACCUCUGGGCUCUGACCUUACAGCAGACCUUACUCGACCUCUGUUGACGCCUUUCGACCCUCUCUCUCUCUCACACACACACACACACACACACACACACACACACACACACACACACACACACACCCUGUCUGCAGGGUGCUGAUAAGGACCUGAUGAAGCCGGACACACGUGAAGCCGCUGCCGCGUUUCUGCGGACUAGUUUUCUUUUCUUUUUUUGAAUUUUGUGGUUGACAGUUCUUUCAGCUGUUAUGUUUAGCGUGGACAAUUUUUUUUGUAGUCACUAACUUUCCUUCGUAGGCCGUCGCGCAUCGUUGCUGUCGCUGUUUUUACGAUGCAUUACGAUGACUCGUUUUCAUUUUAUUGUCAUUUUCUGUGUGUGAGUAAGUUUCUCUAAAAAACGUUUGGCAAGUUGUGCCUUACGUGGCCGAUGUCGACCUGUUGGCUGUGACAUUGAUGUUCCCGGUGGUGAUGACACGUGUACAGUGGAAAACCUUCGCAACUGGGCGCUCCCUGGAACCGAGUUUUUCUCUUCAGUUGUCGCCGAGCGUGAUCGGUGUUCUCGGAUAUUCGCAAACAUUCGGCCCCGGCUGCAGUUAUUCCGAUCCUCUAGCACUCUUAAAUUUAAAAGUCUCGCGCUGUCGUCGAGUCCCGAACUGACCCGAACUCUCGGCCUCUUUGGUGUCAUCGGUCUGUAAACCGCUCGUCGUUGUCCGUGUGGUUUUAAAGUUGUCAAUGUUUGCCCUGGACAUUUUGUGGAACCUUUCCCGCCAGACCCCUUCGUAAAAAUUUCAGAAAAAAUAUUCGAGUGAGCCCUCCGAACCCCUCGCCUGAAUGUUUACAGAAAGUUUGGGAGAAAAAGAGAAAAAAAUCUGGAUAGUCAUGUUGUUUUUUUAUGGUAAACGCGAGUUCACUUAUGUGCAGCCUACUGAUGUCACCUCACAGGGUUUCUGGGUAUUGAAGUUUAAAUGCUACUGAGCUUGCACUGCAUUUUUGUUUUUAAUGAUCACGUCAUCGUCAGCUUGACAGAGGUGCGUGUAUUUGUAUAUAUACACGUAAAUACGCUGUUAAAACUUCAUGACACUUACUGUAAUAAAGUCUCUGACCAGUAGCGCGCACACAGCAAACUUAACAAACGUGUGUGUGCGCGUGCGUGCGUGCGUGCGUGCAUUGAGAAAAAGCAGUUUCUUGUUAUCAGACAGACAGAUUAACCUGAACUUCUUAACUAACAUGCAGGUAUGAAAUUUACAUGUCACACUAUUCAACACUACUGGUUCCUGAUGUGGGUGGAGGUGAAAGGUCGGAGAGGAUAAAACAAGCAAAAAAAACAAGCUUCAGUCCGUGGAGAGAAAAGCGGGAGAGGAAAUGGAUUUGUUUUUUGUGGCGUCAGAACACGACAUGAACUGAUAGUUUUUAUUUUUCAUCCUCACGUGUUUUUUCCUUUUUUUCUCUCUCCUCACUCAGCUGAGAGAAAAAGUUAGAGCUGUAUUAUUAACGUCGACCCUCUUCCUGCUUACGGACCAAAAGUACACGACCAUGGCAACGUCCUUUGCAUAAGAGACAGCCUGCGUUGGAGGUCGGGAGAGUCGUUGCCAUGGAGACGGGAUGCAGGAGGAGCUAAUGGGUUUCAUGUUUUAGCGGGUAGAACCUCUCUAACACUCCAGCCGUCGUCGCACGAAGCCGACGGCCGACACUAACCCAAGUAGGAAUGAUAGAAAGUUUUUAUUUAUUUAUUUUUUAGAAGCUACAUGGUUGUUUAUUGUUUAGUGCCUCUAAUUUGUUUUACGGGGCAUUUUGUGGAAAAGUGCUUUACAAAAUAAAUCUAGAGUCUUUUUUUUUUUGCA